Eruca vesicaria subsp. sativa (arugula) is the source of this 2722-nucleotide messenger RNA. The record is from the annotation of a GenBank genome assembly. Lineage: Eukaryota; Viridiplantae; Streptophyta; Magnoliopsida; Brassicales; Brassicaceae.
AUGAGAACUUUAUCAUCUCCCAAUCGACUCCGCAAAACCCUUGUCCUCUACCGUUCAAUAAACCUUAAACCCUUUUCUUCAAUUCAACACAUCACACCUCCAAUUACAAACCCCGUAGACGACGCUACUGUAAUCCAAACCCUCCUAGGUCGCAAAAACGACCCCGUUUCAGCUCUCCACUACUGCAACUGGGUCAGACCGUUAAACCAACUCCGCCUCGGAGGAGGAGGAGACCUCUUCUGGGUCCUCAUCCACAUCCUCGUCACCUCUCCCCACACCCACGACCGCGCCAACAACUUACUCGUCCUCUUAAUCUCAUCAAACCCUGACCUCUCUCCAACCCUAACGGUUAACCAGCUACUCGACUCCGCUCAAAGGUUCGAUCUUGGCCUCGACCCACGACCCUUUAACUACCUGUUGAACGCUUAUAUACGCAACAAGAGGGUUGAUGACGCUGUGGAGUGUUUUAAGCUGAUGGUUGAUCGAAAGGUUGUUCCUUUCGUGGCUUACGUGAACAGUUUGCUGGCUUCUUUGGUUAGGAGUAAUGAGAUUGGUGAAGCUAAGGAGGUUUAUGAGAAGAUGGUUGAGAUUGGCGUUGGUGGUGAUAACGUGACGACUCAGUUGUUGAUGAGAGGGUGUUUGAGGGAGCGUAGGCCUGAGGAGGCUUUGAGGGUUUUCAGGAGAGUGGUGGGGUGUAGAGAUGCGUUCAUGUAUAGUCUCGCUGUUCAAGCUGCUUGUAAGAUGGGUGAUUUGGGGGAGGGUUUGGGGUUGUUGAGGGAGAUGAGGGAGGAGUUGGGUGUUUGCGGGUCUCAGGAGACGUAUACUAGCGUGGUUGUGGCUUGUGUGAAGGGAGGGAGGGUUGAGGAGGCGGUUAGGGUUAAGGAUGAGAUGGUUGGUUUGGGGAUACCGGUGAGUGUGAUUGCUGCCACGAGUUUGGUGACUGGUUAUUGCAAGGAGGGGGAGUUUGGUAAGGCUUUGGAGUUGUUUGAAGGUGUGGUGGUGGCUCCGGAUAAGGUUAUGUUCUCGGUUAUGAUUGAGUGGCUUUGUAGGAAGGAUAUGAUGGAGAAAGCUGUUGAGGUUUAUAAACGGAUGAGAGGGGCAGGGAUCACUCCUUCCUCUGUUCUUGUUCACACGUUGAUCAAAGGGUGUUUGAGAGCUGAGUCAUCGGAAACGGCUCUUGAGAUCUUCAAUGACGGUGGUUACGAGACAGGGCUUGCGCAUGGUAACACGAUUCUUCAGUUGUUAUGCAAGCAAGGGAAGGUUGAUGCAGCGAGGGGUUUAAUGAAGGUGAUGGAAGAUAAAGGGAUUGAGAUUAAUGUUGUUUCUUAUAAUAACAUGAUGCUUACUCAUUGUAGAAUGAAAGACAUGGACUCGGCUCGUUUGGUUUACUCUGUUAUGCUUGAGAAGGGUCUAGAGCCGACGAACUUCACUUACUCCAUAUUGAUUGAUGGGUUCUUCAAGAACCGGGAUGAAGAGAGUGCCUGUGAUGUCAUCAACCAAAUGAUCUCUCGCAAUUUCGAAGCUAGUGAAGUUGUAUACAACACAAUCAUCAAUGGAUUGUGCAAAGUUGGCCAGACAUCUAAAGCAAGAGAGAUGCUGCAAGACUUGAUCAAAGAGAAGCGUUGUUCCUUUAGCUGCAUGAGUUACAACAGCAUCAUAGAUGGAUUCUUCAGAGAAGGUGAAACAGAUUCUGCUGUAGAAACUUACAGAGAGAUGAUCAGUGAAAACGGUGUCUCUCCCAAUGUCGUAACCUUCACCAGCUUGAUCAACGGAUUCUGCAAAAGUGAUAGAAUGGACCUAGUUCUUGAAAUGAGACAAGAAAUGGAGAGAAGGGAUGUGAAACUCGAUGUUCCAGCCUAUGGUGCUCUAAUAGAUGGCUUCUGUAAAAAGCAAGACAUGAAAACCGCGGUUUCUCUCUUCUCUGAGCUCUUGGAGGUAGGUGGAUUGGUUCCCAACGUCUCUGUCUACAACAGUUUGAUCUCAGGGUUCCGUAACCUAGGUGACAUGGUUGCAGCCAUUGACAUGUACAAGAAGAUGGUGAGUGAUGGAAUAAAGUGUGAUCUCUUCACGUAUACAACGCUGAUAGAUGGGUUGUUAAAAGAUGGAGAUCUGAUCUCAGCCUCUGAUCUGUACUCGGAGGUUCUUGCUUCAGGUAUGGUCCCUGAUGAAGUCUUGUUGGUGGUGCUUGUCAAUGGUCUAAGUAAGAAGGGACAGUUUGUGAAGGCAAGCAAGUUGCUAGAGGAGUUGAAGAAAAGGGAAGAUGUGACUCCAAAUGUGCUCAUCUACACUAGUGUAAUCGCAGGACAUUAUAGAGAAGGAAAUUUGGAUAAGGCGUUUCAACUUCAAGAAGAGAUGAUUGAGAAAGGUCUUGAAUAUGAUCAUGCUAUAUUUGAUCUACUCGUGAGUGGAAAAGUUGAAAAAAACUCAUGCUGUUAGUUAGCUUUUGGCUUUUCUCCUGAAACGAGAUCAAGAGCAAGCAACAUUUUUCAGGCGCAUCAAUAUUAGUCAUCCUGAGUGUGGUUUCAGGAGACCGAUAGAGGAAAUGUCUCAAAAAGAUUGCAAGCAACAUCAAGGUUAUGAUGAGAAAAAUCAUCUAAGCAAGUAAACAUUUUUUUUUUUAAUGGAGAUGAUAGAAUCCUCAUACUACUUUUUGAACGAUUGAUUAGUUAUAAAAAGGAGGCAGGUCGGGUCUGGAGGGGUUUGUCAAUGCUCUAUUCCAAAG